Messenger RNA from Danio aesculapii, 500 nucleotides. RefSeq names its product collagen alpha-1(XIII) chain-like. Lineage: Eukaryota; Metazoa; Chordata; Actinopteri; Cypriniformes; Danionidae. The transcript is spliced from 13 exons. Bases 66 to 500 code for a protein of 144 amino acids. The record is from RefSeq and is a predicted model, not a curated record.
CUCCUGGUCCACCUGGACGAGCAGGCUUUCCGGGAGACAAAGGAUCAUUGGGCAUUCCUGGAAGAAUGGGCUUAAAGGGAAACCUGGGGGAGAAGGGAGCACCAGGAGAGCCAGGUCUGUCUAUCAUUGGCCCACGAGGACCUCCUGGACAGCCCGGUACUAGAGGAUUUCCAGGCUUUCCGGGCCCCAUCGGUUUGGACGGGAAACCCGGACAGAAUGGUCCAAAAGGUGAUAUGGGUCCUCGUGGUCCUAAAGGAGUACCAGGUGAACCUGGUCCAAAAGGAGAGAAGGGUGCAUGCGGAGAGUACACUCACAGGAUUCUCACAGGAAGCGUUUUUCACCCCUUCAUGGCUUAUCCUACCCCCCUCCAACCUCCUCCACUGACCACUCUGUCUUCUCCACCCCACAACAUCCCAAAAUGCUCCAGUACAACAGUGUGUCCCAUUCCUCCUACCUACAAACACUCCGUCUCAGGCUGCUGCAUGCCUGUGUCCUCUUAG